UUCUCAAGACUCUUUUUAAGGUAGCACUUGCACUCCACAAACUUAUUGGAGCAGACAAGAACUUAAGUCUAUAGCCAUGGCAAUAGUAAUCAAAGUGGCGGCUCUCUCUGGUUCCCUUAGAAAAGCUUCAUACCACUCAGGCCUUAUCCGAACUGCAAUUGAACUGAGCAAAGGGGAAAUUGAAGGAAUUGAAAUUGAGUUCAUUGAAAUUUCGGAGCUUCCCAUGUUGAACACUGAUCUUGAGAUCAAUGGGACCUACCCACCAAUAGUUGAAGCUUUUCGUCAAAAGAUUCUUCAAGCUGAUAGUAUUCUCUUUGCUUCUCCUGAAUAUAAUUACUCUGUCACAGCUCUACUAAAGAAUGCAAUUGAUUGGGCCUCUAGGCCCCCAAAUGUUUGGGCUGGCAAAGCUGCUUCAAUUGUAAGUGCCGGUGGGGACUUUGGUGGGGGAAGGUCACACUAUCAUCUUCGCCAAAUUGGAGUGUACAUUGAUCUUCGUUUCAUCAAUAAACCAGAAUUCUUCCUUCUUGCAUUCAAACCACCACCAAAAUUCAAUGAUGAUGGUGACUUAAUUGAUGAAGAGGCCAAGGAUAAGUUGAAGCAAGUUCUUCUGUCCUUGCGUGCAUUUACUCUAAGACUUCAAGGCAAAAACUAAGCUUGAAGUUACUUUAAUUCCACGAAUUAUUGUUGAAAUAAGCUGAGGAUUUAGAAAUAAACCAAUGUUAUUCUGAACGUGCAUGAUGCCACUAUGUAUAAGGAUGGUUUUUAAAGGUCGAAAAUGUGUUAGUUCUCUACUUCUCUAA
Molecule: messenger RNA, 800 nt
Organism: Glycine soja
Lineage: Eukaryota; Viridiplantae; Streptophyta; Magnoliopsida; Fabales; Fabaceae
Product: NADPH:quinone oxidoreductase-like
Exons: 3
Coding region: 77-652 (191 amino acids)
Cellular component (GO): cytosol
Molecular function (GO): FMN binding; oxidoreductase activity
Source: RefSeq, a predicted model, not a curated record